UGACAUACCCUUCAUUCCGAACGCCUAAAAGUCACAAUCCGAGUCCCGGGCCAAAAUACAGGUCGAAUAUCGAAUCCAAAUUUGAAUCUUUUGUUCGCAGCUGCGCCGAUCCGGUCCACAACGAUCCAAAGAUGUCCGAACAGUUCAACUUCAACGACGCCUUCAACAGCCAGACCAUGCGUGGUCGCGCCAAUGUUGCCAAGGCCACCUGGGCCUCGGUGGGCCUCGUCUACGUCCUGGUCAAGAUGCAUCGCCGCAACUCGAAGCGGCGCGAGGCCAUGCUCUACUGCAAGGGCUGCCAGCAGGCCAUGCUCCAUGGCUAGGGCGCCGAUGCUGCCAAAUCCUUGAAGUGCAGUCCCAUGUCCCCACUCCUUCGGCUAUGGAUUACUCAGUAAUCCAUAUCUAGUUAUAAUCAUCACCCCGUUUGCGGUCCCUGCCACAGUUACUGUACUCCUGUACUCCCGUUGAGUCAAUAAAAAUCGAAUCU
Molecule: messenger RNA, 487 nt
Organism: Drosophila santomea
Lineage: Eukaryota; Metazoa; Arthropoda; Insecta; Diptera; Drosophilidae
Product: putative 60S ribosomal protein L33
Exons: 2
Coding region: 132-323 (63 amino acids)
Source: RefSeq, a predicted model, not a curated record